Molecule: messenger RNA, 1440 nt
Organism: Cyanidioschyzon merolae strain 10D
Lineage: Eukaryota; Rhodophyta; Bangiophyceae; Cyanidiales; Cyanidiaceae
Product: probable delta(24)-sterol C-methyltransferase
Exons: 1
Coding region: 1-1440 (479 amino acids)
Biological process (GO): methylation
Molecular function (GO): S-adenosylmethionine-dependent methyltransferase activity
Source: RefSeq, a predicted model, not a curated record
AUGCAUCAACUGGCGUUCGCGCACGCUUGGGCGGUGCCCAAGUCACACGCACCGGGCAAACGUGGCGGUUUGCUUCGCUUCACGGACGAUCGGCUUUCUCGAUUCGCAACGCACAGACUGCGCUGCUGGAAUCACCGGCGGAUAACACGUCUCGCCGGCUAUGCGCAACGCCGCAGUUCCUGCGUUUCCGCUGUAGAGUAUGGCGCUCCGCUUUUGCAAACUGAGCUCGUUGCGCAGUCAGUUCUUUCCACCGCGAAUCGGGCCAGCGUACGAGUCCCCGCGACUGAGCGCACAAUCAACGAGCGCCUCUCCUGGAACACCCUCUCGACAUGGACACAGAACGCACGUGAACGGCUCAGAGUGCACCCAGGCCGCGCACUGUCCAUCGCUGCGAUCACCAUACUGGCCAUCGCAACGCUCUACCGUUUCAUAAUGGCGAGACGACGUACCGAAUACCUGCUCAAGAGGAAGGCGCUAGGACUAGAUACGACGCCUGCAGCAGCAGGGCCACAGUGGCGCCUCCCCGGUGACGAAACAAAAGCCACCGAGAGUGCUGGCCUCGCCCAGCGCAUCGCGACCUUCUACGAUCUCCAGUCGGAGCUGUGGGAGCAAGUAUGGGGCGAACACAUGCAUCACGGCUUUUACAACGUCGACGGCACUCGGGAUGGCAAGGACGAUCGCCAAGCCCAGAUCGACAUGAUGGACCGCUUACUCCACUACAGUGGCGUGGAUGCGUCCAUCCGCUCCGCCAUUGGAGCCGGUCAUCGACGUCUUCGUGUGCUGGAUGUGGGAUGUGGCAUUGGUGGUGCUUCGCGGUAUAUUGCACUGCGCUACGGUGCUGAUGUGCACGUCACCGGUGUCACCCUGAGCCCGGUUCAGGCCUCGCGAGCGCAGGUGCUCACCCGACAGCUGCGCUUGGAGGAUCGCGUCGAGACCGUUGUGGCGGACGCGCUGGCGCUCCCGUUUCCAGACAACGCUUUCGAUGUCAUCUGGAGUAUGGAGAGUGCCGAGCACAUGCCGAACAAGUUCCGUUUCAUGGAGGAAUGUGCUCGCGUGCUGCGACCCGGCGGCAUACUCGCCAUGACGGCCUGGUGUCAUCGGCGGUGUCCGCCUCCGUUUACGGACGCUGACCGACGCAUCUAUCGCAAGGUAUGUGCGUACUACUGCAUCCCGUUUCUAUGCACUCUGGAUGAGUUCGAAAAUUAUGCCUGGCAAUGCGGCCUUGUGGAUAUCGAGACGGCGGAUUGGACACGCGCUACCCUGCCUUUUUGGCCGGCUGUUGCGCGCAGCGCCUUACAGCGAAAAGCGCUUCUAGGACUAGUUGAAGGCGGUUGGCCAGUCAUUCGUAGCGCGCUCGCCAUCCGUUGGAUGAUACGCGGGUUUCGUCGAAACCUAUUCGUGAUUGGUGCGUUACGAGCGGUGAAACCAGCGCCCCGGUGA